Molecule: messenger RNA, 1486 nt
Organism: Scomber scombrus (Atlantic mackerel)
Lineage: Eukaryota; Metazoa; Chordata; Actinopteri; Scombriformes; Scombridae
Gene: ccne1
Product: cyclin E1
Exons: 12
Coding region: 119-1420 (433 amino acids)
Biological process (GO): regulation of cyclin-dependent protein serine/threonine kinase activity; G1/S transition of mitotic cell cycle
Cellular component (GO): nucleus; centrosome; cyclin E1-CDK2 complex
Molecular function (GO): cyclin-dependent protein serine/threonine kinase regulator activity
Source: RefSeq, a predicted model, not a curated record
AUACAAGCGGGGAACUUGCUUAAUAUUCAUAUUAAGUCUUCAAACGAGGAGAAGAGUGAACCUUCAAGGAGAUAAUCUUGAGGUUUACUCCGAAACUGCCACCACCCCUCUGAGUAGAAUGCUAGGAAGACGGGAAGAGACAGAACCCAAGUCUGUUGCUCCCGAGGCGCCCAAGGAAAAUACAGUACGACCGAGAAAGAGGAAGGCAGAUGUUGCCAUUUAUCUACAAGAUGUGGAUGAGGAGGUAGCAGAAAUGACGAAGAAGAAGCAGCGUGACUGCGAGCAGGGCUGGAGGCCUGAUGCUGCUUACACCAGUCCACACAGGUGGAUCCCCACACCUGAUCAGGAAGAGGACCAACCAGUUACCCUGAUAAGUGCAGGCUUCCCCCACUACCACUUGAACAACAUAUUUGCAACCCCCGUGCACUGCGCCCCGCUCCCUGCCCUCUGCUGGGCGAGUAAGGACGUGGUAUGGAACAACAUGCUGGAGAAGGAUAAGACUUACACCAGAGAUGUCAACAUGAUGGAGAAACAUCCUCAUCUUCAGCCUAAGAUGAGGGCGAUUCUCCUGGACUGGCUCAUGGAGGUCAGUGAGGUGUACAAACUGCACAGGGAGACGUACCACCUCGCUCAGGACUACUUUGACCGCUUCAUGGGCACGCAAAGAAACGUCUUCAAGUCCACGCUGCAGCUCAUAGGCAUCACAUGUCUCUUCAUCGCUGCCAAAGUCGAGGAAAUGUAUCCUCCCAAGGUCCACCAGUUUGCCUACGUCACAGAUGAAGCCUGCACUGAAGACGAGAUUCUCAGUAUGGAAAUCAUUAUUAUGAAGGAGCUGAAGUGGAGUCUGAGCCCACAGACUCCCAUCUCCUGGCUCAAUGUUUACAUGCAGGUGGCCUACCUGAAAGAGACGGACGAGCUGCUCAUUCCCAGAUAUCCACAAGCUACCUUCACACAGAUCGCAGAGUUGUUGGACCUGUGUAUGCUGGACAUGCAUUGCUUGGAGUUUUCCAACGGCGUCCUCGCUGCUUCAGCCCUGUUUCAUUUCUCCUCUUUGGAAGUGGUGGAGAACGUUUCAGCACUGAAGAGGGUGGAGGUAGAGGAGUGCGUGAGAUGGAUGGUGCCGUUCGCGAUGGCGCUGCGAGAGGUCGGCGGGACGCCCAUGAAAACCUUUUCAGGAAUCUCUGCUGAUGACAUGCACAACAUCCAGACCCACGUCUCCUACCUCACAUGGCUCGAGAAGGCCUACUCUUACCAGGAUGUGGAAGUGCAGCGUCACGGCAACUGUCCUGUCCCUUCAGGCGUCCUGACCCCUCCCCUGAGCAGCGAGAAAACAGAAGAUUUGCCCCGAGCGAACGCCGCAGUGCCGAAAAUCAGGCCGAAAAUGCGCAAUCCAUCCCCACAACGCCACCUUCCCGAAUAACCAGACAAAAAUCUAAACGGCUCUAUACGUUAUAGCUGUAAGAGGAGGAGAGGAUGCUCUAUUCUG